AUGAAUUUCCUAUAUGUACCUACUGCGACUUAUGAUUUUCCUGUUCGUGAAUUUAAUGGAAAAAAACUUAAAUUUCAAUAUCAAUGGUUCCAAAAAUGGAAUUGGUUAUCAUAUUCAAAAGUAUUUGACGGGGCAUUUUGUAAAUAUUGCGUUUUGUUUUGUAACGACUAUGUUGGAAAAGGAUCCCAUGAAAAGAUUGGUUCACUAGUUGCCAAACCGUUUAUUAAAUGGAAAGACGCUAUAGAAAAAUUUACGUCCCAUUCUAAAGCGGGUCAUCAUCGAUUCUGUAUAAAUGCUGCAGAUAAUUUUAGUAAUGAGGUUAAUGGUAAAAUGAAUGAUGUUGCUACACAAUUAUUUUCACAAAGAAAACAACAGCGAAAUGAAAACAGAUUAGCUCUCAAACCUAUUAUAGAAACUAUAAUUUUUUGUGGCGAGCAAGAAAUUCCUCUCAGAGGUGAUAACGACAGUGGUCCAUUCUCACUUCAAAAACCAGCAAAUAAGGAUGGUAAAUUUCGUGCUUUACUUCGGUUUAGGGCUAAUUCUGGUGACAACAAUUUGAAAAAACAUUUAUUAAGUUGUCAACAAAAUGCUACUUACUUAAGUCCGACUAUACAAAAUGAAAUUAUUGAAAUAUGUGGAAACUUAAUAACAAAACAAUUAGUCACUGACAUAAACAAAUCUGGUUGUUUUACAAUUUUAUGUGAUGAAACUUUAGACGUUUCUGGAAUAGAACAACUUUCUCUGUGCGCUAGGUAUAUAAAUUUUAAAAACCAACUACGUGAAGAUUUCUUAUGUUUUAUUCCAGCCUAUGAUCUUACUGGAGAAAAUUUGGCUAGUUUAAUUUUGGAAAAGUGUGAACUAUUAGGUUUGGAUAUGAGUAAUUUAGUUGGGCAAGGAUAUGACGGCGCAGGAAACAUGAGUGGACAAUUCAAUGGGGUUCAGUCUAGAAUACGGCAAAAAUAUCCAAAAGCAAUGUUUGUACAUUGCGCAGCUCAUAGAUUGAAUUUAGCACUCUCGUCAUCUUUAUCAUUCUCAAGUGUAAGAAAUAGCCUCGGCGUUAUAAAGGAUGUUAUAAAUUUAUUUAGAAACAAUGCCUUAGCCGGUCAUGCUCUUAAAAAUAAUAUUUCAAAGUAUGUUCCUGAAUCUAAAAGAACUCGUUUGGUUGGUCUAUGUGAAACGCGUUUUAUAGAACGACACGAUGCUAUUAAUGUUUUUGUUGAACUUCUUGAGCCAAUUAUAAUCAGUCUUCAAGAUAUUCAAGAAACAAACCGCUCUGUAUCCUCAAGUGCAUCUUCAUUUUUAGCUGCAGUGGAAAAAAGUAGUUUUAUUAUUUCUUUGUUAGUUUGCGAACAUCUUUUAAACUUUACGCUUCCAUUAUCGCAUUAUCUACAAAAUCCUGCACGCGACCUUUCAUCUGCUAUGAACUACGCUCACGACAUUAUAAAUAAACUAAAACAUUUAAGAAAUAACUAUAUUGAAACAUUCUCAUCUAUUUUUCAAGAUGCUAAUAAAUUGAGAAAACUAUAUUUUGAUUCAGAAAUUGUAUGUCCACGCAUUAUAAAAAACCAAAAACACAGAGAUAAUUAUGAUUGUAACACACCGGAAGAAUACUAUAGAACAUCGAUAUUUGUACCAUCGAUAGACGGUUUCAUUUUAAAUUUAGAAAACCGUUUUAAACAAAACAAUGUUUUGUCAUCAAGUGAAAUCCUAUUGCCAAAAUUUGCCUUAAAUGAAAAUGUUUCAAAACUUAAAAGCUUAAACAUAUUUUACGAAGAUCGUACAUCUGAAAAAGUGGUUUGUUCUGAAUUUUUAUUAUGGUGUGAAAAAUGGAUAAAUGUAGAAAAAAAACCCACUGAAAUGAUGGAUAUUUUGGAUGCAUGUGAUGCAAAGUUUUACCCAAACAUACAUUUUUUAUUGAAAAUCUUGGCAACACUACCAGUUUCUACAACAGCAGUUGAACGCUCAUUUUCAACACUAAAACGUUUAAAAACAUUGCUUCGUAACAAAACUGGAAAUGAGCGUUUAACGGGACUUGCUCUUCUGUCAGUUCAUUGGGAAGUGUCUAUCUCUACAGACGAAGUGUUGGAUGUAAUGGCUCAACAAAACAGAAAAUUAAUAUUAUAG
This is a messenger RNA of Macrosiphum euphorbiae (potato aphid), 2124 nucleotides long. Lineage: Eukaryota; Metazoa; Arthropoda; Insecta; Hemiptera; Aphididae. The record is from the annotation of a GenBank genome assembly.